UUUCUCCCUUUCUUUCCUCUUUUUCUACAACUUUCUUUUCUCUGCUUCUGCGUGCUUCUGAUUUCCCACAUUCAGACAUCGUUAGCUCUAUUUCUUUCUUUCUUAUUAUUUAAAUUAUCAACUAAGCCUAAAAAAAAUAUGGGUUAUUACAAAAGAGCCUUUUGCUUGUCCAGGCAAAUGAAAGAGGGACUAAGUGAGGAGAUUUUGAACAGAUGUGGAAGCAAAUUUUGCUAAGAAAUCUACAACUUGGUUCUCUUAUCUGAAGCAGUGGUCCCUUGAAUUCCAAAUCUUUUCUUGAUACUUCAGAUGGUGUCCAGAACUUGUUUUAGCUUCAUGUGAGUGACAAGGCGAUGGAUCGAGAACCAGAAAAGCAUGACUCUAAGUCGGAUGCAACGGUUGUAAUGGCCAUGCAUGAGGAUGAUACCAUUAUUAACAAUCACCAAAAGGACACUGGACGAUGGGGUACCUUGGUCCUUGCAUACAAGACCUUAGGAGUUGUUUUUGGGGGUCUCGUCACAUCUCCACUUUAUGUAUAUCCAUCAAUGCCGUUCAAGUCUCCAACUAAGGAUGACUAUUUGGGGAUCUACAGCAUAAUGUUUUGGACGCUCACUCUAAUUGGUGGUGUCAAAUAUGCUAGUAUAGCUCUCAAAGCUGAUGAUCAGGGCGAAGGUGGAACAUUUGCUCUUUAUUCAUUACUCUGCAGGAAUAUAAAUAUCGGGAUUCUUUCUUCCAAGAAUGCCAAUUUAAAUUCAAGCAAUUCUUAUGUUAACCAAUCAAGAAAGCCAAGUAGGCUGGGCAAAUUUUUUGAGAGGAGUCUGAUUUCCAGAAGGGUACUGCUUUUCAUUGCAAUGUUGGGUAUGUGCAUGCUAAUUGGUGAUGGCAUACUUACACCUGCCAUCUCAGUGUUGUCUGCAAUGGAUGGCAUAAGAGCACGUUUUCCCUCGGUCAGUAAAUCAUUGGUAGAAGCUUUCUCAGCAAUCAUUAUCAUUAUUAUAUUCCUCCUGCAGAAAUUUGGUACUUCACGAGUGAGUUUCGUGUUCUCUCCUAUCAUGGGUGCAUGGACUCUUACAACUCCUCUCGUUGGGAUAUACAGUAUCAUAAAGUAUUAUCCUAGCAUAUUCAAGGCAAUAUCACCUCAUUACAUAGUCCACUUCUUCUUAAGAAAUGGAAAACAAGGAUGGAUAUGUCUUGGUGGUACCAUCAUGUGCAUUACAGGUUCUGAAGCUAUGUUUGCUGAUCUUGGUCAUUUCAACAGGAGUUCAAUACGGAUAGCAUUUUUUGGUACUAUAUAUCCAUCAUUAGUGCUGACAUAUGCGGGGCAGACUGCAUAUCUGAUCAGAAAUCCCAGUGACCAAGCUGAUGGAUUUUACAAGUUUAUACCAUCUGCUGUGUACUGGCCAAUGUUUGUGAUAGCCACAUUAGCUGCAAUAGUUGCAAGUCAGUCACUGAUUUCAGCCACCUUUUCUGUUAUUAAGCAAUCAGUCGUUUUGGAUUAUUUUCCUCGGGUGAAGGUAGUUCACACAUCCUCCAGCAAUGAAGGUGAGGUUUACUCACCAGAAGUUAACUACAUCCUUAUGAUUCUCUGCGUUGCUGUAAUACUCAUCUUUGGAGAUGGACAAGACAUCGGAAACGCCUUCGGUGUUGUUGUUAGCAUGGUUAUGCUUAUAACCACUAUAUUGCUAACAUUGGUUAUGAUCAUUAUUUGGAGAACUCCACUAGCUCUUGUCGCACUCUACUUCAUUGUGUUUUUCGUGAUGGAAAGUGUCUACGUGAGUGCAAUCUGCACAAAAAUUCCAGAAGGUGGUUGGAUUCCUUUUGCCAUCUCUCUCAUUCUUGCUUUCAUUAUGUUUGGCUGGUUCUAUGGUAGACAGAGAAAGCUCGAAUAUGAGUUGACACACAAGAUAGACUUAGAGAGAUUUAGGACACUGCUAACGGAUCCAGGUGUUCAGAGAGUUCCUGGAAUCUGCUUCUUCUAUACGAAUAUCCAAGACGGUUUAACCCCAAUUUUAGGUCAUUACAUAAAGAACAUGAGAUCUCUGCACAAAGUUACUGUAUUUACAACUCUUCGAUAUUUGCUGGUUCCUAAAGUAGCACCGGAUGAAAGGAUUGUCGUUAGUAAACUAGGUCUCAAAGGAGUUUAUAGAUGUGUGAUUCAGUAUGGUUAUUCAGAUAAACUUAGUCUUGAAGGGGAUGAUUUGGUUAAUCAAGUUAUCGAGAGUUUACGGUCUCAUGUGCUUCACUGCUCCAACCAUAAUUCAGUGGAAGUAGACGAUGAAACUUCCAAGUUGGAAGAGGCCAAGCUUGCUGGAGUGGUCCAUAUUCGUGGAAAGACGAGGUUUCAUAUCGGUAAGCAUUCUGGCUGGUUUGAUAGAACUAUGCUCGCUUUCUAUGAAGUUUUGCACAGCAAUUGCAGAUCUGCACUGCCUGCUUUGGGUGUACCAUUACCUCAACGUAUCGAGGUUGGAAUGCUCUAUGAGGCUUAAGAAUCUGAAUUGUUCUUACUGGUUUAACUACACGGCACUGAAAAAGUUCCAAGAUUGAUCACAACAAUAACAGGUAAGAUCAAUAUUGAUCUAACCAAGUUUUAAUACAUAUAACUUAUUCAUUUUUAAAAAGUUAAGAAGAUGUAGAUUUUAGUGGGAUUAGGAAAUCUCAUGUGUGAAUGAGGCAUGUUGUAGUUGAUAUACUGAUUUACGAGCUUAGAAAGCAAUUGAAAAAAUCUAUGUAGGGGUAAGGUCUAAGGUCUGCGUACA
Molecule: messenger RNA, 2753 nt
Organism: Lycium ferocissimum
Lineage: Eukaryota; Viridiplantae; Streptophyta; Magnoliopsida; Solanales; Solanaceae
Product: probable potassium transporter 17
Exons: 9
Coding region: 351-2483 (710 amino acids)
Biological process (GO): potassium ion transmembrane transport
Cellular component (GO): membrane
Molecular function (GO): potassium ion transmembrane transporter activity
Source: RefSeq, a predicted model, not a curated record